CGUCAAAGUUGCUGUCGGUUCUCUGUUAUUAUUGUGCAGAGAUUGUGUUUACCAAGAUCACUAAUCAGACGGAAUGUGGAUACUCACUGUACUUUUCUAGCUAGCUAUUAAGUCGUGACUGACCUGAAAGUUGCUGAGAGUUUACUGGCUAAAAACACAAAAGAAUUACUUUUGUAAAUGAUCUAAGAAGAGUUAAAUUUGUUCUAUGUGUGGUGUUGAAGAACUACAAAGACUUUCUGUCGAUAGCAGUACAUACUAUAUUGACAAGAGUGUGCUCUGGACUACUCUUCUGUUUUCUGUACUCAUUCGUAGAGGAGGCAGAGCAUUCCCUCAAACAGAGAGAGGCUCCGCUUCUUUGAAUAGAGACACGUAUACGCACUGGCAUCUUCCGACGAAUAUAGUGAAACUGAAGGAGGGUUAACUCCCCCACCCACCAAAAGAGCACGAUUCUCAGUUUCCCUAGGGGAAUCAUCUUCAUCUUCAACCCCUGAAGGGAUCCUUAGGAUGCAAUCUAACGGUGUUCCUGUUGACAUAAAAGUGAGCAAGGCCAAAAUUCCCAUAUCCAAUGGCACUCAUAUUGAUGAUGAUGAGGUUUUGGACAAGGAAAAGUCUUCCCUAAUCGCUGUAAAAAAACAAACGCGGCAAUUAAAUAGAAUGGAGACAGAUACUGUGAGACUAAUGGGACAGCAUUUGAGAGAAAUGGGAUAUCAUAAGACACUGGAAAGUCUAGUGAGUGAGUCAGGAUGUCCUCUGGAGCACCCCAAGGCCUCUAAUUUUCGUGCCCAUGUGUUAAAUGGAGACUGGGAAAAGGCCAUCAAGUCCUUGAUUGAUCUUGGUCCAUUACUAGAGAAUCCCACCAACAUUGAGAAAAUGCAGUUCCUUCUGCUUGAGGAAAAGUACCUGGAGCAGUUAGAGAGUGGGAAAGAGCUGGAGGCCCUUUCCACCCUGAGACACGAGUUAGCUCCUCUCCCCUUCCACCACUCAGACAAACACAUUCAAACUCUAACUAGCUACAUGAUGUACUCCAACAAGGAAGACCUCCGUAAUGCUGCUAGCUGGCCUGGUGUGCAUGGAGGCUCUAGGCAGAUACUAGUUGAAAAGUUUCAAGGUUUCCUACCUGCCUCAGUGAUGCUCCCUCCUAGAAGGCUCCAGGUGCUAAUGAAACAAGCCCAGGAGCUGCAGGUCGAGCGAUGCCCCUUCCACUAUCUUGACCAGAACGCAGGCAACUAUUCUCUCCUCACUAAUCACAUUUGCUCCAAAUGCCAGUUCCCUUGUGAGACGGUGCACACAUUUACUGACCACUCUGAUGAAGUUUGGUUCCUUAAGUUCUCUAAUGAUGGGAAACGACUAGCUACUGGAUGCAAGGACGGACAAAUCAUCAUUUGGAAUUUUGUUGAUGCUCAGCCACGUCAAGAGCAUGUUUUGAAAGGCCAACCUGAGGGUAUAGCAUACAUGGCCUGGAGCCCAAAUGACCAAUUCCUGCUUUCUUGUGGGAGAGAGGGUACCCCAGGAAUCAUGGUGUUUCUGACUGAGACUGGUGAGGUGAAGUGUCACAUUCAAAACUCCGCUGAGGAUAGUCUCACUUGUGGCGCAUGGUCUAGUGAUGGACACAGGUUCUAUGUCGGUGGGAAUAAAGGACAAUUUUAUCAAUGUUCAAUGAGUGGCUUGGUAACUGGUAGCUGGGAAGGAGUACGAGUUAAAGCUCUAGCCACUCACCCAACCUUUGACCUCAUAUAUGCUGCAGACACCCAUUGUAGAAUCAGACAGUACAACUUUGCCGAUAAAACAUCAAGUACUCUAGUUCAAGAGUCUCAUCCAAUCAUGUCAUUCGUCCUAUCAGAUAAUGGACGCAAUGCCCUAAUUAACAUUGCUACUCAGAGUGUACAUGUUUGGGACUUGAAGGAUCGGGUUUUACUGAGGCGGUAUCAAGGUGUCUCACAGAGUCUCUACACCAUACACUCUAGUUACGGUGGCAUCAACAAUUCAUUCCUUGCAAGUGGAAGUGAAGACCACAACGUGUACAUAUGGCAAACACGAAGAGAGACCCCAGUGGCUGUGUUGAAGGGUCACUCUAGAUCAGUCAACUGUGUCUCUUGGAACCCCGUCAACUAUGAGCUGUUAGCAUCUGGCAGUGAUGAUGGUACGGUUAGAGUGUGGAGCACACAGGAAAGACACAAGGCUCAGUUGGAAUAUCAGCAACUUAGGGAUAAGGAGGAUCUGUCAAAAAGAAAAGAGAAAGUGAUAUCUGAUGAAUCCACUAACCAGAGACAGUCUCAAGCACUCGACUUCUGUGAAACUGAAGGAAUGGACACUACCUCAGAACUGGAGAGAACAGACGAGAGUGCUACUAGUCUAAGCCUCUCCAGUGAGCAACUUCAUGAUAACAUAGUAGCCCUUGCAGUGGAAAACAUCACCCAAUCUUCUAUCAGUCAAAGAACAGAACCUAUUAGGCUAAGAUCAGGCAGUCACCCAGAGAGACGCCCAGCAAGAACUGAUUCAGGACAAUGGUCCACAAUCUCAGAACCUGAAGAUAGUGCAUCUGCCACUCUCAGUAGAUUAAGGUCAUCGUCACAUGGCCUAGACUCCUCAGUAGAUCCUGACAGUUCAGCAUUGUCCCUAGACUCGAGUAACGGCAGCACUAGUCAAGGUGACAUAUCACAAUCUGAAGUUGAAGAGAGCAUUCAAUUCUCAGCUUCAGAAGGUAUUGAGACCACUAGAACCUCCCAACAAGAACUAGCAGAAGCAGAAGGUGGCAGUUUAUCAACAGUGGUCUGAUCUUUGGUACAUAUUUAUGCAGCAUCCUCUAUUUAGUUUUCAUCCUGAUACACAUCAUAUCUUGUCAGAGUUUUGGCAUGUUCUAUGCUCUCAUCAUUAUGCUCUCCAUGCUCAUGACUAAGUUUGAAAAUUCGC
Molecule: messenger RNA, 2910 nt
Organism: Halichondria panicea
Lineage: Eukaryota; Metazoa; Porifera; Demospongiae; Suberitida; Halichondriidae
Product: WD repeat-containing protein 26-like
Exons: 16
Coding region: 505-2775 (756 amino acids)
Biological process (GO): proteasome-mediated ubiquitin-dependent protein catabolic process
Cellular component (GO): GID complex
Molecular function (GO): protein binding
Source: RefSeq, a predicted model, not a curated record